AUGCACGCCGCACGUGGCUUGUUUCCCCGUCAAGAUACCCCUUCGAUGUCCCGCGUCCAGAGGCUGGCUGUCUCCGCAGGGAGCUCGCCAUUUUUUGUACGGAUCUUGCCUCGGAUCUCCCUCGUGAUCCUCAUCUUUUGUGUCGUCUAUCAAUAUUUGGUCUUCGGUCAAUACGAUCCGUACAGAUGUAAGAGCCUGCUUUCGAGCGGCAGAUGGCGCUCCAGUCAUGACUCUAGCCUACCGAGGGAUGUUUUCAAAAAAUGGGAACCCGAAGACUGUCGAAUGCGUGAAAUGUCCCGCGAGGAUGUGUCGAAUUGUUUCAAGGACCGUCGAAUGGUCUUUAUCGGUGAUUCUACUAUGCGCCAGAUCUACUUCGCCGCCAUGACGAGGCUUGACCAUCACGCCGCUGAAAGAGCUAUCCUCGACUUCGCCGUCUCUAAGGAAAAGCAUCUUAAUCUUUCGAGGGAGGUCGAGGACGUUAAACUUGAGUUUAUCUGGGACCCUUGGCUCAACUCCACCAGCCUGUUCGGCCAAUUGGCUCGAUUCCGGGAACGCCCUGGCUCUGCUGAUUACGAAAGACUUGUCCGAAAAGAGGGAAGGGACUCACCUGCCCUCAUCGUCGCCGGUACUCCUGGCCUUUGGGCAGCCCGGCAGGGCGGCGAUCGUUAUUUGGAGCUCUUCAGAGAAGGCAUCAAUAACCUCAUGCCGUAUCUGCACCGCGAUAUUGACCAUUUGGUACUGCUACCUGAAAGUGAAUCCCGAUCACCUUUCGAGCAAUUGUCCAACCAUGUGCUCGUUGCGCCUGUUCCGGUUCCAGCUUAUGACAAGCUUUUGGGCCUUCGGUCACAAACAAUAACACCCGAGAAAAUCGACGCUAUGAACUGGAAUUUGGAGCACCUUCGGACCGCCGAGCACUCGCAUGUUCUUGCAAGUUACAAUGCCAUGGUGGACGGUCAUGAUGAUGCCUUCCUUGAUGACGGACUUCACGCAAUCGAUAUUGUGGCCGAAAGGAAGCUCGACAUUGUCCUUAACGCCCACUGCAAUGCUGGUUUGGUCAGACAGGGCUAUGCAAACCAAAUCACUUGCUGCGCUCCGUAUCCUUCUCUUUCGAGAAUCCAAGUGUUGCUUCUUGGCCUGAGCAUAUUAGCAUUGCCUGUUUUGUUCCUGGAUCGAAAGCAGGAUGCAUUUCCAUCUAUUCACACUUCUCAAGUGAUGGACAUACUCCUUGCGACGGCAUCGUUGGUAGCUGUCGCUGUCUACUGCCUGCUGACCGAUCGAACUCACCUUUUUAUCAAGCAUGAUAAGUACUUUGAUGCGUUAAACUUCAUCAUUCCUUUGAUUGGCCUAGGUGUUCUAGCAGGUCUUUCCCUUCGCGCACGUCCGCCUGCUCUGUCGUCAUCGAGAGGCCUUAUUGCAACCUCAUUUCUAUCACGAGAACAGACGGAUGAAUGGAAAGGUUGGAUGCAGGCCUUCAUCCUAUUGUACAACUACCACGCAGCGUCCGAAUCAUUGGCAAUGUAUAAGGUGCACAAGUUUUUGGUGGCAACCUACAUCUUCUUGUCUUGCUACGGUCAUACCACCUAUUUUCUUCGUACCGAGGACUUCUCGCUGCGCAGGGUCACCUACGUCUUGGUUCGACUCAACCUACUUAGCUGCGUCCUCGGCCUAGCAACAUCUAGCGAAUGGAUCAUCUACUCCGCGCCACUCAUGACGUUCUGGUUCGGAGUUACCUUCGCAACUUUGGCCUGUUUCAGGUCUCUCAAUGGGAAUCCGGUAGCUUUUUUCCUCAAAGUUGUUGUACUUGCAACCUGCAUAAACUUCCUAGUGCAAAGUACCCACCUUCCCGAGAUGUUCUUGCGAAUCCUCAAGUUAACUAGCAGCAUACACUGGGAUGUGGAUAUUUUACGCUCACAUUUCGCUCUUGAUCGGUUUAUACCAUACUUUGGCAUCCUCACUGCUGCUGCUGUGCAUCGAGUAUCAGUCCUUAAACGCCGUCAUCAUGGCAUCAGCGGCUGGGCUCCCUUUAAAAGAAGCAACGACGCGCUGGAUCGUGGACUUUUGGAGAUCGCGUACCCGGAACGAGAUGCGAUACCGCUGAAGCCGAUAGUGAUCUUCUUCGCCAUCGCUUAUUUCAUUGUCUUCAUCAUAUUGGCAUUUGCGGCGCAGGUUUACCAGAAUAACGAUUCCUACAACACAUUCCACCCCUAUACCAGCCCAUGGUUCGUCUUAUCGGCCAUCAUAACGCGCAACUCAUUCCACGGUCUACGUCAACUUCAUAUUUCACUUGCUGCGGCAUUGGGCCAAAUGUCUCUUGAGACGUAUGUUCUUCACCACCACAUCUGGCUGGCAAGCGACGGUGCUGGAGUCUUGGGGAUCGGGCGCCAGGGCUACCUUCCCAGGUCAGCUGAAAUCAUCAUCAUCGCCACUGUAUUCCUUUGGACAUGUGCCAAGAGCCACAGUGCUACUCGGCGAAUCGCCUGCCAUUUGACGGGUACAUUGUUCCGGGAGGACGUGGAGCACGUCACUUUGGGGCGGCCCGUCAAGGAUGGUAAAAAGAGCCCUGUUCCGUGGCAGACUGCAGUGGCAGCAGAGAAAGCAGAGAAGGCGACGGAGAGUGCAACAUUUGACGGCGCGUCUGUCUCGAGGGGCGCUCUGAAGCUGAGAAUUGUGGUACUGUUGGCAAUGUUAUGGUUGGGAAACGCGAUCUACGGAACUUGA
Colletotrichum truncatum is the source of this 2718-nucleotide messenger RNA. RefSeq names its product cas1 domain-containing protein. NCBI's taxonomy places the organism in Eukaryota, Fungi, Ascomycota, Sordariomycetes, Glomerellales, Glomerellaceae. The record is from RefSeq and is a predicted model, not a curated record.